Lathyrus sativus (Indian pea) is the source of this 6465-nucleotide messenger RNA. The record is from the annotation of a GenBank genome assembly. Lineage: Eukaryota; Viridiplantae; Streptophyta; Magnoliopsida; Fabales; Fabaceae.
AUGGCGACCGCGAUGACUUGGAGAUUUACUGCAAACAAUGGCACCAGCCUCGCUGCUAAUGAGGAAAGAAAUGGCGAUGGCAAAGCUCAAGAUUCAGAGGCUCCAACUUCCCAUUCUGUUCCGAAAAUGGGAUUGAGAGAACGUAGCAGCAGCGGCAUGGAGGAUGCAGAUGGGACAUUAGCAAGUAUUGCUCAAUGCAUUGAGCAGCUACGUCGGAGCUCAUCUUCUAUGCAAGAGAAAGAGUAUUCCUUGAAGAAAUUAUUGGAGCUUAUUGAUAUGCGUGAAAAUGCUUUUAGUGCAGUUGGAUCUCAUUCUCAGGCAGUUCCGGUGCUCGUUUCCCUUCUCCGGUCAGGUUCAUUGAAUGUGAAGAUACAGGCAGCAACUGUCUUGGGCUCACUUUGUAAAGAAAAUGAGUUAAGGGUGAAAGUUUUGCUUGGAGGAUGCAUUCCUCCUUUGCUCAGUCUACUAAAGUCCAGUUCUGAAGAAGGUCAAGUAGCUGCUGCUAAGACAAUUUUUGCUGUCUCCCAAGGUGAUGCCAAAGAUCACGUUGGAUCAAAAAUCUUUUCAACUGAAGGAGUUGUUCCAGUGCUCUGGGAACAGCUGCAAAAGGGCCUAAAGGGUGGAAGUGUAGUAGAUAGUUUAUUGACUGGAGCAUUGAAAAAUCUCUACAGUGGUACUGAGAGAUUCUGGAAUGCGACAAUACAGUCUGGAGGAGUGGACAUAUUACUGAAGUUACUGGCAACAGGACAGUCUAGCACUUUAGCUAAUGUGUGCUUUUUACUUGCCUGUAUGAUGAUGGAAGAUGCAUCUUUUUGCUCAAAGCUAUUGACAGCAGAUGCAACAAAACAACUCCUCAAACUUUUAGGCCCUGGUAAUGACGCCCCAGUUAGAGCUGAAGCUGCUGGUGCUAUUAAAUCUCUAUCUGCCCAGUGCCAAGAUGCAAGGAAAGAGAUAGCCAAUUGUAAUGGCAUUCCCGCUUUGAUUAAUGCUACCAUAGCUCCUUCCAAAGAGUUCAUGCAAGGUGAGUAUGCUCAAGCAAUACAGGAGAAUGCUAUGAGUGCUCUUGCAAACAUCUCUGGUGGAUUGUCUUAUGUCAUCUCCAGCCUUAGUAAAAGCCUUGAAUCAUGCUCCUCACCUACCCAAACUGCCGACACAUUGGGGGCUUUAGCUUCAGCUCUUAUGAUAUACGAUGACAAGGCAGAAAAUACUAAAGCAUCAGAUCCUUUGGCAGUUGAGCAGACAUUACUCGAGCAAUUUAAACCCCGUUCUCCCUUCCUUGUGCAGGAAAGGACCAUUGAAGCUCUUGCUAGUUUGUAUGGAAAUCCUAUACUAUCACUUAAACUUGCAAAUUCUGAUGCAAAGCGUUUACUUGUUGGUUUAAUAACAAUGGCGGCUAAAGAAGUGCAAGAUGAGCUUCUAAAAGCUCUCUUGACACUUUGCAAUAGUGAAUGCAGUCUAUGGCGUGCACUUCAAGGCCGUGAAGGAGUUCAGCAAUUGAUAUCACUUCUGGGGCUUUCAUCAGAACAGCAACAAGAAUGUGCUGUUGCCCUGCUCUGUCUUUUGUCUGAUGAAAAUGUUGAAAGUAAAUGGGCGAUUACUGCUGCUGGUGGUAUACCUCCACUUGUUCAAAUUUUGGAGUCGGGAUCUGCCAAAGCAAAGGAAGACUCAGCAACAAUCCUUAGGAACCUAUGUGAUCACAGUGAGGAUAUACGUGCCUGUGUUGAAAGCGCUGAUGCAGUUCCUGCAUUGUUGUGGCUAUUGAAGAAUGGAAGCCCAAAUGGGAAGGAGAUUGCAGCUAAGACCUUGAAUCACUUGAUUCAUAAAUCUGAUACGGCAACUAUCAGUCAGCUAACAGCAUUAUUGACUAGUGAUCUACCUGAGUCCAAGGUUUAUGUUUUAGAUGCUUUGAGAAGUAUGCUUUCUGUUGUUUCUCUUAGUGACCUUCUACGUGAUGGCAGUGCUGCGAGUGAUGCGAUCAAUACAAUGAUAAAAUUAUUAAGCUCCACAAAGGAAGAAACUCAGGCAAAGUCAGCAUCAGCUUUGUCAGGAAUUUUUGAAACAAGGAAAGAUGUGCGCGAAAGCAACAUUGCUGUGAAAACUCUUUGGUCAGCCAUGAAGUUGCUUAAUGUUGAAUCUAGAAGUAUCUUAGUGGAGUCCUCACGCUGCCUAGCUGCAAUAUUUCUUUCCAUUAAAGAGAAUAGGGAGGUAGCUGCUAAUGCUAGAGAUGCAUUAUUCUCUCUAGUUGCACUAUCUAGCUCUUCAGUUUUGGAGGUAGCGGAGCUGGCAACAUGUGCUGUGGCAAAUCUUUUAUUGGAUAGUGAAAUUGCAGAGAAAGCUAUUGUGGAGGAAGUUAUUUUUCCUGCUACCCGAGUAUUGCGUGAUGGCACAAGAUCUGGAAAAAUACAUGCAGCAAGAGCAAUUUCUCGCCUUUUGCAUUCUAGGGAAGUUGAUUAUGCUGUAAAUGAUUGUGUGAACCGUGCUGGUACUGUUCUUGCAUUAGUUUCUUUCUUAGAUUCUGCUAUUAAUGAACCUGUUGCGACAACAGAGGCUCUAGAAGCACUUGCCAUUCUGUCCAGGUUGAAAGAGACAGCUGGACUUAGUAAACCUGCUUGGAUGACUUUGGCAGAAUUCCCCAAAAGCAUCAGCCCAAUAGUUCUGUCAAUUGCUGAUUCAACACCAGUGUUGCAGGAUAAAGCUAUUGAAAUAUUAUCCCGAUUAUGUAAGGAUCAGCCUUCCGUGUUAGGAGAGAUUGUUGCUACUGCAUCUGGAUGUAUAUCUUCAAUAGCUAAGAGAAUAAUCAAUUCCAGUUCUACAAAUCUGAAGGUCAAAAUUGGGGGAGCUGCAAUUCUUAUUUGUGCUGCUAGAGAAAAUCACCAGAGGCUGGUGGAGGAUCUAAAUUUAUCAAACUUGUGUGCUGAUCUUGUACAGUCGCUCGUUGAUAUACUUAUUUCUUCGCAGGCUACUUUGGUUAAUCAGGACAAUGACAAGAAGGAAGUCAUCAGCAUAUGCAGGCAUACAAAAGAUGCCAAUGACGGUAUAUCCACCAACAGCACCACCAUUAUAUCUGGUGCCAAUGUAGCUAUAUGGUUACUGUCUGUUCUUGCUAGCCAUGAUGAAAAAGCUAGAAUUGCAAUAAUGGAGGCUGGAGCGAUUGAGAUUCUCACUGACAGGAUUGAAAAUUUCCCCUCACAGUACAGUCAGAUUGACUAUAAAGAAGAUAGCAGCAUGUGGAGUUGUGCUUUGUUGUUGGCAAUAUUAUUUCAAGACAGGGAUAUCAUACGAGCACAUGCAACAAUGAAAUCUAUACCAGUCCUUGUCAAUUUAUUGAAGUCAGAGGAAUCAGCAAACAAAUAUUUUGCUGCACAAUCUAUAGCUAGCCUAGUCUGUAAUGGUAGCAGGGGAACACUUUUAUCUGUGGCGAAUUCUGGGGCGCCAGGUGGACUUAUCUCCUUGCUUGGCUGUGCUGAUCUUGAUAUACAGGAUCUUCUGGAAUUGUCAAAUGAAUUUUCAUUGGUGCCUUAUCCUGAUCAAGUUGCUCUCGAGAGGCUGUUUAGAGUUGAUGACAUUAGAGUUGGUGCCACUUCUAGGAAGGCAAUACCUGCCCUAGUUGAUCUACUCAAACCGAUUCCAGAUCGCCCAGGCGCACCAUUUUUGGCACUUGGGAUUAUGACUCAGCUUGCUACAGAUUGUCCAUCAAAUCAGAUUGCAAUGGCAGAGUCGGGGGCCAUAGAGGCACUUACUAAGUAUCUUUCACUGGGUCCACAAGAUGCAAUUGAAGAAGCUGCCACAGAUCUGUUGGGGAUUUUGUUUAGUAGUGCUGAGAUAAGGAAACACGAGUCUGCAUUUGGUGCUGUUAAUCAACUUAUAGCUGUGCUACGUUUAGGAGGAAGAGCUGCAAGGUAUAGUGCUGCUAAAGCAUUGGAAAGUUUAUUCUCAGCUGACAACAUUAGAAAUGCAGAGAAUGCCCGGCAUGCUAUUAAACCCUUGGUGGAGAUGCUUAAUACUGGCUCAGAAAGAGAGCAACAUGCUGCAAUUUCUGCGUUAGUCAAGUUACUGAGUGAAAAUCCUUCAAGAGUACUUGUUGUUGCUGAUAUUGAAAAGAAUGCCAUUGAUGUUCUUUGCAGAAUUCUUUCAUUAGAUUGUCCAAUGGAUUUCAAAGGGGAUGCUGCUGAGCUAUGUUGUGUUCUCUUUGGAAAUACAAAGAUUCGAUCCACAGUAGCUGCUGCACGGUGUGUUGAACCUCUGGUCUCUCUCCUUGUAAGUGAGUUUAGUCCUGCUCAUGAUUCAGUUGUCCGGGCAUUGGAUAGGCUUGUUGGUAACGAGACAUUGGCUGAACUAGUUGUUGCACAUGGUGCAGUUAUUCCUCUCGUUGGCCUACUUUUUGGUAGGAACUUUGUACUUCAUGAGGCCAUUUCCAGAGCUCUGGUCAAGUUAGGGAAAGAUCGACCUAAUUGUAAAAAUGAAAUGGUGAAAGCUGGAGUCAUUGAAAGUAUACUUGACAUCCUUCCUGAAGCACCUGAUUAUCUCUGUGCAGCUUUUACUGAAUUGUUACGUAUAUUGACCAAUAAUGCUAGCAUAGCCAAAGGACCAUCAGCUGCUAAAGUGGUUGAACCCCUGUUCUUUUUGCUAACAAGGCAAGAAUUUGGGUCUGAUGGACAACAUAGUGCGUUGCAGGUUUUGGUUAAUAUCUUAGAACACCCACAGUGCCGUGCUGAUUACACAUUAACUUCUCACCAUGCUAUAGAGCCACUCAUCCCCUUGCUCGAUUCUCAAAAAGUAGAAGUGCAGCAGCUGGUUGCUGAGCUUCUCUCACAUCUACUUUUAGAAGAACACCUUCAGAAGGACCCAGUGACACAGCAAAUAAUUGGCCCUCUUGUGCGAGUUCUUGGUUCUGGCAUACAAAUAUUGCAGCAGAGAGCUUUAAAGGCCCUAGUCAGUAUUGCAAUUGUAUGGCCAAAUGAAAUUGCAAAAGAGGGUGGAGUUAUUGAAAUUUCUAAAGUGAUAUUGCAAGCUGACCCUUCCAUUCCUCAUACUUUAUGGGAGUCUGCUGCCUCUGUUUUGGCAAGUAUUCUGCAAUUUAGUUCUGAAUUCUACUUGGAAAUUCCUGUUGCUGUUUUGGUAAGAUUGCUUCAAUCUGGAUCAGAAACCACGGUUAGUAGUGCAUUAAGUGCUCUUCUUGUAUUGGAAAGUGAUGAUGGAACUACUGCGGUCGCAGAAGCAAUGGCUGAAACUGGUGCCGUAGAGGCUCUCUUGGAGCUCCUAAGAUCUCAUCAGUGUGAGGACACAGCUGCAAGACUCUUAGAAGUAUUGCUGAACAAUGUAAAGAUUAGAGAAACAAAGGUUACUAAAUCAGCCAUCUUACCAUUAUCCCAAUACCUCUUGGAUCCACAAACUCAAGCACAGCAAGCAAGGUUAUUAGCAACUUUGGCUCUUGGUGAUCUAUUCCAGAAUGAGGGUCUUGCUCGGACGGCUGAUGCAGUUGCAGCUUGUCGUGCUUUAGUGAAUGUGCUUGAAGACCAACCAACUGAAGAAAUGAAAGUUGUUGCCAUAUGUGCUCUGCAAAACCUUGUGAUGCACAGUCGAUCAAAUAAAAGAGCAGUUGCAGAGGCCGGUGGAGUUCAGGUUAUACUCGAUCUGAUCGGUUCAAGUGAUCCUGAAACAUCUGUUCAGGCUGCAAUGUUUAUUAAACUUCUCUUUUCAAAUCAUACUAUUCAAGAGUAUGCUUCUAGUGAAACAGUCAGAGCGAUAACUGCUGCUAUUGAAAAGGAUUUAUGGGCUACUGGAACUGUGAACGAUGAGUAUCUUAAAGCCUUAAAUUCUUUAUUCAGCAACUUCCCGCGACUGAGAGCAACUGAACCAGCAACACUUAGCAUUCCACAUCUAGUUACAUCCUUAAAGACAGGUUCAGAGGCUACUCAGGAAGCUGCCUUGGAUGCACUUUUUCUGCUCAGACAAGCUUGGUCAGCAUGCCCAGCAGAAGUUUCUAGAGCUCAGUCCAUAGCAGCCGCAGACGCUAUUCCUUUGUUACAGUUUUUAAUCCAGUCUGGCCCACCUCGGUUUCAGGAGAAGGCAGAAUUUCUAUUGCAGUGUUUGCCGGGGACAUUGGUGGUGAUUAUCAAGUGUGGUAAUAAUAUGAAGCAGUCCGUUGGAAACCCGAGUGUUUACUGUAAGCUUACACUUGGAAACACUCCUCCACAGCAAACCAAGGUGGUUUCAACUGGCCCCAAUCCAGAGUGGGAUGAGAGUUUCUCAUGGUCCUUUGAAAGUCCUCCCAAAGGCCAGAAGCUUCAUAUUUCUUGCAAAAACAAGAGUAAAAUGGGAAAGAGCUCAUUUGGGAAAGUGACAAUCCAGAUUGAUCGGGUGGUGAUGCUGGGGGCAGUAUCUGGAGAGUACACUCUGUUGCCUGAAAGUAAAAGUGGCCCCUCAAGAAAUUUAGAAAUAGAAUUUCAAUGGUCCAACAAGUGA